UAUUUCCGUUACACUAUUUAUAACACAUAAUAAAUCAAUCACACGUAAUAAACAUCACGCAAAGUAAUUUUGGUUGAGUUUGCAGUAAUGUGAGUAAGAUUGAGUGGGAUUCUGCAGAUCAGUGAGUGCGCGUGACGUCACAGCGGUCCCCUGGAGAUUGUAGGCUAGUGAGAGUGCGCGCGCAGGAUGCUGAGCUGUUAAAGCUGCAUUUAAACAGUAUGGACAGCUCUAUUUCGCCAACCUUGCAUGUAUAUCAGCAUAUAUAAAGAGCACAAGUCUGUCACCAAACGCUGCGAAAGAAAACGCAUCAGCCUAGCGAUGGAGCGUCUUCUUCAUUCACCUGGCAGGACACGGGAUGAGUACCGGUAUCAGGCGGCGCGUCCUUCAUCACAACUGCUCUCGAGGAGUGCGUUUAGCUUUGGAUCGACAACACAAACGAGAGGAAAUGAAUUCGGGCACGAUAGUUUAGAUGUUUCAAACGUAUUGGCAGGUGGGAUGAGGAAAACGAGUGAAAAAGAGUUAUUGCAGGGGCUCAAUGACCGCUUCGCCGGAUUCAUCGAGAAGGUUCAUCACCUGGAGAACCACAACAGAGCCCUGGAGAGAGAGAUUGAGAUUAUUAGACACACAGCCAAAUCCUCAACCUCUCUGUCUAACGAGUAUGAAUCUGAAUUGGACGACCUGAGGCGACAGGCUCGUGAGGUGAGCCUUCAAAAGCAUCAGAUAGAGAUCAAACGUCAAAACCUGGAGGACGAGUUCAACACUUUACGGAGCAAGUACGAUAAAGAGACUCGUGACCGAGCUGAUGCUGAGGACAAAAUCUCAGUGAUGAAGAAAUGCAUCAACGAGGCAUAUUUAGCCAAACAAGAGAUGGACAGAAAAGCAAAAGCACUUGAAGGCGAAAUCGGCUUCUUGCAGGCAAACCACGAGAGUGAGGUAACAGAGUUAAUGGUGCAGAUUCAGGAGAGUCCGGUAACAGAAACGCGUGAUUUUGGUAUUACUGAUGUCACUGCGGCUCUGAGGGACAUCAGGGUGAAGCUCGAAGGUCACACCGCUUCUGACACCCGAUACAUUGAGGAGCGCUAUCGCACACAGCUCGGCAAACUGACUAAAAGUGCUGAGGUGAACAGAGAAGCACUUAUGGCCACUAAAGCAGAGAUAAAUGAACACAGAAGACAACUGCAGUCCAAAAACAUUGAGCUCGACUCUGUGAAAGGUGUGAGAGAAGCUCUGGAGAAGCAACUUUAUGAUCUUGAGCAGCGACACAAUGCUGAAAUCCAUCAUUAUCAGGACACAAUAAGAGAGCUGGACUUCGAGCUGAAAAAUGCUAAAUAUGACAUGAACAGCCAUGUCCGAGAGUACCAGGAUCUUCUAAAUGUGAAAGUGGCACUAGAUGCUGAAAUUUAUUCAUACAGAAAACUUUUGGAAGGUGAAGAGUCGAGGUACUCUACAAUCUCAGAUGCACAAAUUUCAGUACCAUACAUUUACAGACAGUCACCCAUCUAUACUCUCCCUUGUGUCAAAAGACAGGGGGGAGGUCGCAAAGCAGAGCCUCAGUACAAAUUUGUUGAAGAAAUCAUUACAGAGACAACCAGAGAAGAUGUGGAGAUAUCAGACACUGGGUCUGAGAAGAGCGGGGAGGAUGACAGGCCGGAGGAGGAGACCAGUGAGAAAGAUAAUGAAGGCGAGGCUUCACCAGAAGAUAAAGAUGGAGAACCAGAAGCAGACAUCGAGGACAGCAGAGGGAGCCAAAAAGUAGAGACAGAAGAAAAUGAAGUCGAACCAACUGAUAAAAGUGAUGAUGAUACAGAAGACACGGCAGGUGAAAACAUGACAGGUGUUUCUGAGGUACAUCAGGAUAUGGACACUGAUUCUACACCAACUCAAGACAAGACUCCUACAAAAAACAAAGAUGACAAAAUAGAAACAAAGAGCGCAAAAGAUCUAAAGGAUGACAUGAAGGAGAAAGAAGAAAUAGCACAGUCACAUCUAUCUGGAGAAGAUGAUGUAAAGACAGAAAAAUUAGCUAAAGAGGUCCCAAAAUUAGAUAUGGCAGAAGAAAAUGAACUCAAACCGACUGAUAAAAGUGAUGAUGAUAAAGAAGACACGGCAGGUGAAAACAUGACAGGUGUUUCUGAGGUACACCAAGAUAUAGACACUGACUCUAAACCAACUCAAGACAAGACUCCUACAAAAAACAUAGAUGACAAAAUAGAAACAAAGAGCGCAAAAGAUCUAAAGGAUGACAUGAAGGAGAAAGCAGAAAUAGCACAGUCACAUCUAUCUGGAGAAGAUGAUGUAAAGAAAGAAAAAUUAGCUAAAGAGGCAGAGAAAGAGGUCCCACAAUUAGAUCUGACAAAGGAGCUGUCAGUAGUUAUACCAGAAAAAUCUGAUGCUAUACCCAAGGACAAAACAUCUCAGGAGCCACACGAUCUUAAAACAACAGCUCAAGUAAAUGAUAAACCCAAUGAGCAGACAGUUGAGGUUGCUUCUCAAGGACCCAAAGAUGAUGGACACAAAGAUGCUACAGUCAUAUCUCAGGAGCAGCUGUCAGUAGUAAUACCAGAAGAAUCUAAAGCUAUACCCGAGGACAAAACAUCUCAAGAGCCACAGAAAGAGGUCCCAAAAUUAGAUCUGACAAAGGAGCUGUCAGUAGUAACAACAGAAAAAUCUGAUGCUAUACCCAAGGACAAAACAUCUCAGGAGCCACACGAUCCUGAAACAACAGCUCAAGUAAAUGAUAAACCCAGUGAGAAGAUAGUUGAGGUUGCUUCUCAAGGACCCAAAGAUGAUGGACACACAAAUGCUACAGUCAUAUCUCAGGAAUCUAAGACUGCAGACAAAGAGAAAGAAACAACUCCAGACAAAUCUGUAGAGAUGGACACUCCCAAACUGGACCCACAACCAGCACCCAAAAAUGCUGAGAAUGGACAAAAGACAACUUCUGGAGAAAAAGAGGACAUGAAGGACAAGAGCAUAAGUUCCCCGGAAAAGGAGAUUACAGGCACUGUCAAAGUAGAAGCUGAAAAAUCUGAGCGUAUGGAUCAAGAGGAUACAAGCAAAAUAACAGUAGAUGAGAAAGAGGUUCAAUCAAAAAAGGAGGAAAAGGAACAAACACCUGAAAAAUCCACCAAAAAAGAAGAGAGCAAAGCUGAUGGACUAAUAGACAGUGUGAAAACUGAAAAAGGAGAAAGUGUCAAUUUAGAAGCAUCAGAAAAAACACAAGAGGAACUUUCAAGAGUCACAGAAGAAAUAUCAAAAUCUGAAAAAUCAAAGAAACAAGAGGACAGCAAAGACAGCAGCGUUGACGGUGUGAAACCAAGCCAAGGAGAAACCAAGAAGGUUGAAGAAACCAAGAAGGUUGAUGAAACCAAGAAAGUUGAUGAAACCAAGAAGGUUGAUGAAACCAAGAAGGUAGAUGAAACGCAGAGCAAUGAAGCCCCUAAAGCCAAGGAACCUGAUGCAAAGCCUGUGCAAAAAGAAACUCAGGAGAGCAAAGUGAAGACACCUGACAAAGCUGAAGCAUCUCAUACUGACAGUGGAAACACCAAAGAUGUAAAAACUGAAGAAGCUGUGCCAAAAGAAACCAAUCAGACAGAAUCAGCAAAAUCUGAUACAACAAUAAAAUCAGAAGUCAAAGCUCUGGAGAAGACAGAGCAGGUGAAAGAAAGCAGCGAGGAGGACAAAAUAAACAUCAAAAGUCCCGGAGAAACAAAUAAAUAAGAGAUGAAAAGCAGAAGCAAUGACAGUGAUGAAUGUUAAAAUAAGCAACCCUGAGGAAUGUAUUAUGAUUGCAUGAUUAUCUUUAAUUAAGCAUGAAGUUUAGGAACUGCAACCUUAAAUUGGGUUUUGAUGCUUGUGUACACUGUAAUCUACAUGUACAGGAAUGUGGAAAUAAUGAGAAAUCGAUUUUUUGCUACAUCCCUUGCUAUGAUCAGUCAAAUGUAUGUAUGUAAAUCAAUGCAAUAACAGAAUAAAUAUUUCAGCAUAUCA
Messenger RNA from Misgurnus anguillicaudatus (oriental weatherfish), 3990 nucleotides. RefSeq lists its product as uncharacterized. Gene Ontology annotation, biological process: neurofilament bundle assembly. Gene Ontology annotation, cellular component: postsynaptic intermediate filament cytoskeleton; axon; cytoplasm. Gene Ontology annotation, molecular function: structural constituent of cytoskeleton. The record is from RefSeq and is a predicted model, not a curated record. NCBI's taxonomy places the organism in Eukaryota, Metazoa, Chordata, Actinopteri, Cypriniformes, Cobitidae.